Molecule: messenger RNA, 2497 nt
Organism: Lutra lutra (Eurasian river otter)
Lineage: Eukaryota; Metazoa; Chordata; Mammalia; Carnivora; Mustelidae
Gene: MMP17
Product: matrix metallopeptidase 17
Exons: 10
Coding region: 77-1864 (595 amino acids)
Biological process (GO): extracellular matrix organization; collagen catabolic process; proteolysis
Cellular component (GO): extracellular matrix
Molecular function (GO): zinc ion binding; metalloendopeptidase activity
Source: RefSeq, a predicted model, not a curated record
GGCGCGGGGAGCCGGGCGUAGCGGGGCGCAGGAGCGCGGGGACCUGCACUGCCGCGCCGACGGCCCCGCGAGCGGGAUGGGGCGCCGCGCUGCCCCCGGGCCCGGCCCGUCGCCCCCCCGGCCCCAGCUCCCGCCGCUGCCGUUGCUGCUGCUCGCGCUGGCGGCCCGCGGGACCUGGGGCGCGCCCGCGCCCCGCGCGGAGGACCUCAGCUUCGGAGUGGAGUGGCUGAGCAGUUUCGGCUACCUGCCCCCUGCAGACCCCACAACAGGGCAGCUGCAGACACAGGAGGAGCUGACCAAGGCCAUUGUGGCCAUGCAGCAGUUCGGAGGUCUGGAGGCCACCGGCAUCCUGGACGAGGCUACCCUGGCGCUGAUGAAGACCCCGCGGUGUUCCCUCCCCGACCUCCCGGCCGCAGCCCCAGCGCGAAGGAGGCGCCAGGUUCCAGCUCCAACCACGUGGAACAGACGGAGUUUGUCCUGGAGGGUCCGCACAUUCCCACGGGACUCGCCCCUGGGCCGCGACACAGUGCGGGCGCUCAUGCACUAUGCCCUCAAAGUCUGGAGCGACAUCACGCCCCUCAACUUCCACGAGGUGGCCGGCAGCGCAGCAGACAUCCAGAUCGACUUCUCCACGGCCGACCACAACGACGCCUACCCCUUCGACGGCCCUGGCGGCACAGUGGCCCACGCCUUCUUCCCCGGAGACCACCACGCCGCGGGGGACGCCCACUUCGACGAUGACGAACCCUGGGCCUUCCGCUCCUCAGAUACCCACGAGAUGGACCUGUUUGCGGUGGCUGUCCACGAGUUUGGCCAUGCCAUCGGGCUGAGCCACGUGGCGGCCACAAGCUCCAUCAUGCAGCCCUACUACCAGGGCCCGGUGGGCGACCCUCUGCACUACCGGCUCCCCUACGAGGACAGGGUGCGGGUCUGGCAACUGUACGGCGUGCGGGAGUCUGUGUCCCCCACGGCGCAGCCAGACGCCGUGGAGCCCGAGGAGCCUCCGCUCCUGCCAGAGCCCCCCGACAAUUGGUCCAACUCCCCGCCCAGGAAGGACGUGCCCCACCGCUGCAGUACGGACUUCGAUGCUGUGGCCCAGAUCCGCGGGGAGGCCUUUUUCUUUAAAGGAAAGUACUUCUGGCGACUGACGCGGGAUGGGCACCUGGUGUCACUGCGGCCCGCGCAGAUGCACCGGUUCUGGCGGGGUCUGCCGCCGCGCCUGGACAGCGUGGACGCCGUGUACGAGCGCACCAGCGACCACAAGAUCGUCUUCUUCAAAGGAGACAAAUACUGGGUAUUUAAGGACAAUAACGUAGAGGAAGGAUACCCACGGCCCGUCUCAGACUUCGGCCUCCCGCCGGGCGGCGUCGACGCUGCCUUCGCCUGGGCCCACAAUGACAAGACUUAUUUCUUUAAGGACGAGCUGUACUGGCGCUUCGAUGAGCACAUGCGGCGCAUGGACCCCGGCCACCCCGCCCGGAGCCCCCCGUGGAGGGGCAUCCCCCGCACACUCGACGAUGCCAUGCGCUGGUCUGACGGUGCUGCUUACUUCUUCCGCGGCAAGGAAUACUGGAAGGUGCUGGAUGGUGAGCUGGAGGCAGCCCCCGGGUACCCGCAGUCCACGGCGCGGGACUGGCUGGUCUGCAGAGACCCGCAAGCGGACCCGGAGGCGGCGGGUGGAGAGGCCAGGGCCCAUGCCCAGCCAGGACAGCACGGCCAGAGCCGCGCCGAGGACGCCUUCGAAGUCUGCUCCUGCACCUCGGCCGCCUCUCCUCCCGCAGGGGCCUCGGGCCCGCUGCUGGCCGCCUCGCUGCUGCUGCCCCCGAGCGCCCUGUGGACGGUGGCCUGGGCCCUGGCGCUCUGACCGCCGCCGGCCUGUGAGAGGGCAGAGGGGACGCGGCUGGGGUCUCUCCGAACAUGGGCAAUGCCCCCACCCCUCCAGUGCCCGGACCGAGUUCCUGCAGCGCCACACGUGGCCUUGGGGCCCCAGCCUGGUGGAGAAGGACACACUGCCGACUCGAGCAGAGGCCACCGGGUCGCACCCCCCAAGCCCUGCGGCGAAGAGGCCAGCAGAGGGCGCUGUCCCUCAGGUGCUCGGCCGGCGCGAGGGCGCUGACUGCCCGCUGCAGAGCUGGGGAGACUCCGCAAGGCCAGGCCAGCCAGGCUAGGGGGGGCCGGGAGCCUGCCGCUGCACCACCAGGACGCAGUGAUGAGCCCGGGGAUGCGGGGCGGGGACGGGCAUUGGGUGGGCCUAGGGACCUCAGCCUGCGUGGAGCCAAGCUGCAGCCGUCGCCAGCACCAACCAGCCCGGUCUGGCGCCCCGACUGUGGCCGCUGGUGCUUCCGCCCACCCCUGGGGGGCUCUUGUCCACCCCCGACUCCUGCUCCUGUGGGCCCGCAGCUGCCUCCAACCCACACAUGAGCCCCCAGGAUGGGGCUGAGGCCGGCCGCUUCUUGACACAUUUCAGACAAACACGACCUCUCCCUGCUUCCUCCUG